GAUGAGCAAUUAUAACAAUGCCGUAUUAGAGGAUGCUGGAGUGCUCGCUGAAGGAUUAGUUGGACUUAGAAUAAAGGCCUGGUGGCCAUUUGAUGAGAUGUUCUAUGAUGGCCUAAUUCAAUCUUACAACCCUCUAACGAAAAAGCGCAAGGACAUGGUAAUUCUUCCUUACAAAGACAGCCUUCUGUUAUUCAGUUGGUAUCUGCAACAAUUUGAUUUGGAUGGCAAUCGGGUCAAUCAAGGGCUUACUGUUUAUGGGAAUAAAGGAAGCACAGAUCAGCAUGCGUGUCGAAGCUGGGAAAAAGGCAGCAGCAGAAGUAUUUGCUCAUCAUAAACGGGUUCUGGCUGUACUCAGUGAGGCCAGGUAUCUUACUAUAACAAGCUUGUCUAAGAUGGAAACUAUCAGCUCUUAAGGAACGGGGAACACUUAAAGAAACUAUUGAGUGGGGGGUGGUAGAAACAUGGAUAAGAAGAAAGCAAGCUCGUAGGCAUUGCAGAUGAUGGACAGAAAGAGAUCCGCAUUGAAAGGGCAGAUGAAUUUGGCCGAAUAUUAACCCCAAAGGAAGCGAAGCUUUCCGAUUGCUUUCCCAUAAAUUUCAUGGAAAAGGGCCUGGCAAAAUGAAGCAAGAGAAGCGCAUGAAGCAAUACCAGGAAGAGUUGAAGUUGAAGCAGAUGAAGAAUUCAGACACGCCUUCUUUGUCUGCAUAGAGGAUGAGGGAAGCUCAAGCUCAAAUGAAGACACCUUAUCUUGCGCUUAGUGGUCAUGUUAAGCCUGGUCAAAACAGUGAUCCAAGAAUGAAGUCAGAUCCACCAUUGAGAAGGAUCCCGGGAGCUUAACGCCCAUUGCUUGGAGAUAGGAAGGUCAGUGUCGACCCAAGUUUGUUGCUUUUUCAUCUCUAAAUAUAGAGCGCAAAGAACAAAUAGAGAAAGCAGGGGAGAAAGAACGAAUGAGAAAAGAAAAACAAGAGAGGGAAAAAAAGAGAAGCUGAGGGGAAAGCUGGCAGCAGAACAUGAUCAUCUAUCGACUGGAGUCCAAGAUAAGGGAAUUACGGCAAGUCAACAAAAGUUUAAUCAUGCAGUACACACAAUUGAUUCUCUGUAGUCAACAUGAUUCCAACAAUCUGGACAUUUGUUGUUCUGCAUAGCAUGCUGUGGAAGAGAAAGAUGAGUUUUUAACACCGGCAAAUGAGGAAGAGUCAAUUGUAUCAUCUGAACCUAUUGUUGAUGCUGAAAGCAAGGUGGCUAAUAGUUAUAUAGAUGCAGAA
This is a messenger RNA of Eucalyptus grandis, 1265 nucleotides long. RefSeq names its product glucose-6-phosphate isomerase. The coding region runs from base 2 to 334 and encodes 110 amino acids. Gene Ontology annotation, cellular component: cytosol. Gene Ontology annotation, molecular function: carbohydrate derivative binding; monosaccharide binding; glucose-6-phosphate isomerase activity. Lineage: Eukaryota; Viridiplantae; Streptophyta; Magnoliopsida; Myrtales; Myrtaceae. The record is from RefSeq and is a predicted model, not a curated record. The transcript has 8 exons. Gene Ontology annotation, biological process: glucose 6-phosphate metabolic process; glycolytic process; gluconeogenesis.